AUGCAAGGCAUUCAACAGGAACAGCUUGUGGAGGCCAUUGUUACCAUGGCACGGGUACUCGACUACCGUGCGCUGGAAGAGCUUAAUAUGCGUCUCUCGAAAAUGCUUGCGAAUGAUAUGUACAUGCCGCACCGUGGAAGGGGUGGCAUGGGUGGUGGCGGGUCGUCAUCAUUUAGGGGAGGCUAUCGCGGUGAUCACAAUCCCUUUAAUCAGCAGCGUCAUCACAUGAAUCACCAUCAGCAGCAGCAUCGCGGUGGCGGUGGCGGUAGGGGAUUCUCCGAUGGUUUUCCGCACGAGCGCCGCCGCUACGACGACCAUAGAGAUGGCCCCGGCUACGGUGGGAAUGGCGACGCCAUGCAGUCCCCCCAGCAUCAUCAUCGCGGCAGGGGCAGUGGUGGUGGCAGGGGGCGCGGCGGUGCUGCCUGUGACAUCCCACCGCCCUCAUCAUACCGCAAAACCGACAGCAACCAAGAAAAUCGCAAGUGGGCGCAGAGUGCGGAGGAUGUGGCAGGGGGCACUGAAGGGGAGAAGGAACCGCAUCGGCAGCGCAAGCCAGCGGCUGCUCGCCGUGGCCGGCGUCGCCCAAAUCAGGGCAGUGGCGAAAAGGAGUAG
This is a messenger RNA of Trypanosoma rangeli, 612 nucleotides long. RefSeq lists its product as uncharacterized. Lineage: Eukaryota; Euglenozoa; Kinetoplastea; Trypanosomatida; Trypanosomatidae. The record is from RefSeq and is a predicted model, not a curated record. The coding region runs from base 1 to 612 and encodes 203 amino acids. The transcript has a single exon.